UCUUGGCUGGAACACCACUUCGCAGAGCGGCAAGAUUGCAAGCGAAAGCGAAACCUCUGGCAGUCCGUCUGGUGACUUUCGAGUGAACGGUACCCCCCGAACCUAGUGCGCUCCGGUUUUCGAAAAUCCCUCCUGGUCGUUUCGAGGGGACGAUUUUGAUGUUGUUGUGCCCAGAUAGUUGCUUGAGGAGUAUUUGUUGGAGAUGGUAUCAGUGCUAGUUAAUCAAGUGAAGGACCUCUCGGUAUUCUCGGCGGAUGACCUACAAGUGCGGUUUCGUUGAUGUUGAUCAGAUUCUAGUUUCAAAGUGGCAUGGGGGUAGGCUUAAGCCAGUGUUGACUUAUGUAACGUGACUCCCCCGUGAUUGAUCACCGAUCGCUUCUGAAGGAGAGAUAUGUUUUGAUUUCGGAGAAGUGCCUCUAGAGGCAGUAAAUUUCGUACGCUACGGGUUUGAAAUCAGUGCAGUAGGGUUUCGACUCUGACUUGUGAUUGUUGAUUCUACCGUGCCGGACCGUAAACCGAGUGAUGAGAGAUGAGUGCAAACAACAUUUUGAAGAAGGUCCAGGAAGAUUCUGAAACGAGAAACGAGUUUCACGUCAUGAUGUGUGAAGUGAACUGCUUUUGCCUUAAGGAGAAAGAAGGCUGCUAGGUGGUUUGGUUGGUUGGUUGCUUGCUUGCUUGGUCCAGGGCACAGUGGAUAAGCCCACACUCGCUGGCAACGCGCCACCGCAGGGGGAAGAAGAUUUAGAGCUGCAGCAGCAGCAGCCUCCGCAUAUCGGAUGCGUCGUAUAUGCUAAUGAGUAUCGACAAGUCAAUAAAUUAUGAACGCACCACUGAAGACGGAUGUUGGUUGCCGUGGAGAAGAGUUCUGAGCGCCUCCCGAGUGCGGUGCAUCUUGGUUCGACACGGUUAGAAGUGGAUUUGAAAAUUGAAAGUUGUGAAACGAGAAUUGCAACUGCAGUUGAAUGGUGUGUUAUUGUGGUAUAACUAAAGAGGGAAGGAAAAUUGUAGUGAAUCUGUAAUAAACUUGCACCAAAAAGCGCCAAGUGGUACAAUAGUGACAAAUUGCAUUCCCCAAUGUAGAAGAUAAAGAGCCUUAGCGGAUUUAGUGAAUUUCCUACGCUCGAUGAAAAAGGCAUUGCUGGAGGUGUUGGAUUUUGGAAAAGGAGCUGCUGCCAUUGUGGAAGAUCAUCGCUAACGAUCGAUUGUGUGUUAAUUACCUGAUUAGCACCUAAAAACUCGACUGCAUCAACCGGCAGAUUCCACUUGCAUCAGGAUCAAAAAAAAAAGGAACACAACCUUCAGCAAACUGCACCGCGAUAACACAGAAGCCAGAGUGCAAACAUUGCAUCGCAUACAGUUUUGAAUUACGACUCACCGAGCUCUGGUGGCCACCAUUCCGAAAAGCUCGCCGUGGUUGGGGAAAAAGUUGCAAAACCGGAGCUGCUGAAAAAUUUCUUAAACCGGUGAAAACAACAAACACACAAACCGAGCCAGUCCGAGAAGAACCGGCGCGCCACCACCACGGCAGCUCCCAGUUGCAUUCGUAUGGAUAUGUGAACAGCCAUUGGACGACCGGUGGUGGCAAAAGCAACAACAAAAAUCUGUAUUCGCACAUAGCUCCACUGCAACCGAAAGAAGGAAGCGUGAAGCGAGAAAAAGCGCCAGGACCGGUUGAUUCCCAAAGGCGAGCGAUCGCGCACACACACACAUUCUCUCUCGCAGAUUCUUCAGGUAUUGGUUGUUGAUCCCAACUGGUUCUAGCGAUUCCUCCGCACAGUGUACGAUCCUCCCCAACGUGACUUGGACUGGAACCAACCCAACCAACACACAACAUUGAUUAGAGUGAGAUGGACCGUGAGCUCAGGUUCUACAUGAUCGCUCCUUCACCGGUCACCGUCGAUUACCAAUCGGGCUAAAAAGUGUAUCUAAUCACGGUGAAACAAUUGCAAUUGCAGUGAAAAGUGAAACAUUUAACCUAACGAAAAAACAACCGGCUAUUUCUGUCUCGCGAUUCGGUGGUACUUCAGAGGAAAAAGUGCAUGUCAAUCCAUAAAACCGAAACGAAAUGUACCCAUAGUUGAAAUAGAAACGUUUAGCGCCGUUUUGAUGUUUUUUUUUCGUGAAUAAAACCUUCGGAUCGGUUGGUUUAGUAGGAAAGAAGAAAGUGCUGCACAAAGCUGCUUUUUUUUAGGAAAAACAAUAAAAAAAAUAUAUAUCAUCUCAAAUUGCGUGCGUCAGCGUUGUGCGGCCAAGUGCUGCAGUUUAUGUGUGUUUUCACUUAUGUUGGCUGCUCACGUUGGCUGGCAGUAGUUUUUGGAAUUAACAUACCGCCAACUGGAGACGAACGCGAGUUGGUGGGCAGAAGAGCAAUUAAUUUGCCUACCUUCCUAUGAGUCGGGGGUUAGAAAACGGUUUUUAGUCGUUUGUUUGUUUUGGUGGACCACAGAGUGCAGGCAUUUCCGACGUGAACAACGGAGUUCAUGAAUACUGCCACCAUCCGGGUUACUUUCGAGGAAACGCACCUUGUGGAAUAAAAUCAAAAUCACGCGGUUUAUCACGAAGAUUCCAUCGGGCAACAACGGCGUAAAGAAGCCGCCCGUCAAGGGGAAAUGCCAACCUAAAUCAACGACGCGACGCACCACAACUGCCAGCCGCCUUAGGGAACAUACGAUCUAAGCUCCACUGGACGCAGUUCGGUUGCACUUGCACUUGCAACACACAACAACAACGAAAGUAAGAGAGUUGUAAUAACAGUGUUCGCACGGACGGGACACAGCAGGAACAGCCCCCCGGAGUGGCAGGUUAUUGUGCAGCUGGGCUGAAAUCAAGACCAAGAAGAAGAAGAAUAAGAAGAAGAAAAUUAAUAACCCCAUCCACCUGAGCAAAGCUAGUGCGGAGAUAUCAUAUCCAGCUUUUGAUCGUGGAAGUAAACCCGUCCCUCUUAUAGUGAAACCCAAGUGUAAUUGAGAGUGACCCAUAAAGAAGACAACACGUGCGAUCCCAGAACCGGUAGAUUUUGCUCGCUUAGAUGAGUAGUGGUAGUGGUAGGAAGUGCUGAAGAUCUGACGAACGACGUACAGCAUUAUCUAUGAGCGUUCCGGAUAGAAGUGCGAACCUUCCAGCUGUGUACGAACUAGAUCUACCGCAGUCGACGCACCAAAAUGAGUACAAAUUCGCCCGGAACGCCGAAGAAAUGUCGGCUGAUACUGCAACAGUGUCUGGCCAUUCAGCUGACCAAACCGGGCAAUCCACCGGAGGACUUUUGGAUGUACGAUAGCGGUUACACGAUAUUUCAGAACUUUCUCUCGGCGAACCUGCAGUGCUGGUGGAAUGCUCCGCUGGCAGCCGCCACCAAAGUGCUCAAAUAUCUCGGCCACAUCUCGCCCGGAAUGCUGCUGAUAACGGCCGAACCGUGCGCCCUCGAGAUCAUCCGCAGUGCCUACGCAAGGAGUGUCCUCAAACCACCGGCCACCUAUCUGAUCAGUUCCCUAGGUGACAUUGACGAUUGCAUCGUGACACCGAUAGUGCAAACACAGUUCACGCCGCUCACCGAGGCGCUCUGCGACGUCAUCAUGGAGCUGACGACGCAGGGCCAGUCGGCCACGAUCGAGAACAUCCGAUCCCGGCUACGGACAAGAUUCACGCACAUGCAGCAGCCUUCGGUGGAGGUGAUUUACGAUACGCUUGUGCAGCUGAUGCAAGAGAUCAAAAUCUAUCAAACAUCCAAGGGGUAUUUCAUCGUCACGCCCGAGAAACGACGUAGUAAAUCGAAACAGAAUGAUUACAGCUUCGCAAGCGACGAAACGACCCCACCGCAGAAGGAGUCCAAGACCAUGCUGAUGAGUAGUCACGAGGCGCUGCGUAGUUUGUACGGUGAGAUCUCGACCGAGCGGGCUGGCGACCAGACCCAUCAGUGCAUCCAAACAAACCUGGCGGAUGUGAUUUGCGGAGGCAAUCCGAACGAUAAGAUCAUGUACGCACGGUCCAACACCAACAGCAAGCAGCGCAGUGCCUCCCUGGCCGGUAGCAACAAGACCCUGGAACGGCGACACAGUCUGCGGAUCUUUGGCUCUUCGAAGCGACUUCAGCGAUCCGCUUCCACGAGAAGUCUAUCCAAGAACUACGCACAAACGAUCGCCAAGGACAGUACACCGUCGCCAUCGCCGGUGGCGACAAGUUCCAGCUCGGAGAAUCAAUCCAAUUGUGAUACGAAAAAACAAACGUCUUCCCAAUCGCUGCUAUCGAGGAUCUUCAGGCGCAGCACUCGAUCGAAGAGCAAAUCGAAACCGAUCGAGACCUACUCGGCGCAGUUUCCACCGCCGGAGUGGUUCAACUCAAAAACGACACACCUGCACAGUGUCGGCACGCAGACCAUGGACUACGUGGACAUCCCGGUCAAGUCCCGCCUCGUGAACUCCACAUUCUACGAUAGCUCCGACGUCAGCCAGCGAUCGUUGUCCCUCCCCAGGCGACGCCAUCACCGGAGGAACCUAUCCAGCGAGUCUACCUUCUUCAUAUCGUCCCGCGACUGUUCACCGGUCCGUCGAGGCAAGUCACCUUCCUACUACUGCGGUAGUCUACCGCGAUCGAUCCACUCGACACCGGCCAGUUCCGGGUACUACAAGGUGUCCCGCAGCAAGCAACUCUCGUCGGCGGACAAACUGCACAGCAACAGCCAGAACAAGAUCGAACACAAAACUAGUCGCGUCGGUAGUGGUCCAUCCAGUAUCGACAGUGGUAAAAUGACCUACAUAACCUCCGGACCAUCCAGCUUCGAUAGCGAGAAGCUGUCGUCCACUCGGACCAGUACCCACUCGAGCUUGGAAUCGCACGUCUCGGCCGCAACGGUUACCACUACUAUACAGCAAACGACUACGUCUAGCUACUUCAUAGCGAACGAUACGAAGCCUUCGUACGUCAACUCAAGCGAAUCGAAGGAUCAACCGCCCUCGGCGGUCACCACCACUACGGCCAGCGCAUCGAAAUCAAACAACAGCAACCACUACAAGGGGUUUGAAACCACCUUUGGGUACAACAACCAAGCCAUCAACACUAGCACAAACCACCAUAGCAAUAGUAGCAGCACCCACAAUAGCAAUCUAGUUAAGAAUUCACUGAAUGCACUUUGUAAUGAAGCCAUUACGAAUAACGGCAUUUUAGCAGGUACCAAUACAAGCAACAUUUUAAAACUAGAUACCGACGUCCCGAACGGACCCAGCGACCAUCAACUGUCAAGUCUCAACGAAACCCUUCUAAGUUUCAAACUCCACUCGGAAGGUCCACCCGACCUACACGAACUGAACAGGUACAACAAGAACAUCAACAAACAGGAAAACGCUCCCAUGAACAAUAGUAAAACGUUGCCAUCGACGCCUCCAGUACAACCGGCUAAUUUUUUCUACAAAAACGUCCUCAAAAACAUCCAGCACGACGCUAAGAACAUCUGCGGAGACCUUGCCACAGACAAAGACCUCACUGGCUCACUCCUGGCCGCCAGCGAGCACCAAUCGAACCUGCGGCGAUCGAACUCCGAAAUCAAAAAGCUCAACUCGAACCUUGACCUCAAAAACCAACCCUCCUCGCCGGAGAAGAUCAGCGGACUGAUCAUGAUGAAGAAGAGCCUGUCCGUUUCCAGCGAACCGAAUCUCACCAAUCAGGUGCAGGAAACAACCACCAACAAAAUCACCAUCCUGGUCAAGGAUUCCGACAAACCGAACAACUCCGACCGGAGGUUCUCCUUCCAGAGCAAGGACGACCCAAUGAUCGAGGAAAUGUACGACUUCCCUAGUCUAACCGAUUUGAGCUUUAACUUCACUUCGCUGGCCGCGCAAAAGAUCCUCCAGGGCGACGCCAGCCUCAACAGUAUCGAUACGCUAGUCGAACUGAACAUCAACCAGGAGAAGCAACAAACCAUCAUGAAGCUGAAGCACGACGCCCGCAUGAUGGCCCAGGAAGCGCAAGACUCCGCUAAGGUCGUGACUGACUUCGGCAUGGUGUGAUGGGGACGGAAAGAAGGGCAGAUUAAAAUGAACGAAAACGAAAAAAUCAAACGAAUGUACAUUAAAACCCAAGUAUAAGUGCCAAUACAUUAAAAAAACAAAAGGAAUAUAUCUAUGUAACUAUAGGCUAUCAGCUAAGUAUUAUAUGGUAUUAUUGUAGUUAAAUGCUGUUAAUUAUUUGUAUUAUAUAAUGGAAUCGAAACGAAACGACCGGAUUACCGAACCGUACUUACGUGCAGGAACUUUUGGACGAUUUUAACAGUUUUAAAAGAUAAAACAAUGUAUACUUUACUGUGGUAAUAUCUUCAUAACAAAAGUACUGAACACAACAACCAGCACCCAUUUACAAAAAAAAUCGUACUAUCAGACUACCCACACACACACACACAUAGUUAUGUACAGCAACAAAUACAUGGUAUUAUAUGCAAUAAAGACCGAAUUAAACGCUAAAACAA
Messenger RNA from Ochlerotatus camptorhynchus, 6454 nucleotides. It is a transcript of the gene knockout, whose product is annotated as Stork-head domain-containing protein knockout. The record is from RefSeq and is a predicted model, not a curated record. The transcript has 12 exons. Gene Ontology annotation, cellular component: nucleus; cytoplasm. Lineage: Eukaryota; Metazoa; Arthropoda; Insecta; Diptera; Culicidae. Gene Ontology annotation, molecular function: RNA polymerase II transcription regulatory region sequence-specific DNA binding. Bases 3162 to 5999 code for a protein of 945 amino acids. Gene Ontology annotation, biological process: regulation of transcription by RNA polymerase II.